Molecule: messenger RNA, 2501 nt
Organism: Theobroma umbraticum
Lineage: Eukaryota; Viridiplantae; Streptophyta; Magnoliopsida; Malvales; Malvaceae
Product: exopolygalacturonase-like
Biological process (GO): carbohydrate metabolic process
Molecular function (GO): polygalacturonase activity
Source: RefSeq, a predicted model, not a curated record
CAAUGAGAUUAGUUGCUUUCACUUGAGAGUUGAAACUGGAAAGGAUGCUGUUGUCUAUCCUUUAUUUAAUUGAUUGGGACUCUAAAGAAACUAAUUAAACCUACUUGCAUUCAAUUCAUUGUCCUCCCACUCGCCGGGGCUAGCUGAAAAAGCUUUUGGUCUUGUCGUGAUCUAAUAGCCUUCACGUUUCCAUGAUUCAUUUUUAGAAAAUAUUUGAUGUAUUGACACUAUAUAGUUUUUACAUAUUAUUAUACUAUCAAAUUUUAAUGUCUCAUUAAUGAGAUAUUAUUUUGAAAAACAUAAUAUUAAAAUUUGAUGUCGAAACGUAUAUAGAUAUUAUUCUUUUCAAAAUAAUACUUCAUUAAUGAAAUGACAUGAUUUGGUAACUAGAUGGUAUAUAGAAAUUACAUACUGUAAAUGCAUUAAAUAUCAUUGACCAUUAGCAUUCAUCAAAAACCGGUGCAUGCCCAUCACUUUAAUACAAUUAGCUAUGAGGUAAAUACUACCAAUUAAAAUCCCAACAAACAAAAUCACUAAAACAAGUUCACAGUCUGUAAAUGAAUGCAUUUGAACGAAAUGGAAGGUAGCAGGUGUCAAUUUUUUUUAAGCUUAUUUAUUUUUACCAAAUAUGGUAUAUAAAAAGUUUAAUGGAAUGAUCUUAAGAGAUAUUGAACCUGCACUUUGUAUUAGUCCCAAAAAUGUAUUUGCUAAAGAUUUUUAAUGGUUUUUUUUUGGGUCCAGUAUAGUAAACUAGCAGAGAUUUGCUAAAGGAUGAGGAGAGCUAGAAUAUUGAUGGAAGGAAAACCAGUCAUCUCUUUUGACUACUAUAACCUCUCUUUGAACUAGACGGUUAAUAACCAAGUUAAGGAGUAGUGGGAGGGAGUUAACGGCAGUUAUGGUUACUCCAGAAGCCCGCCCUUUGUUGAAAAUUCAAACCAUCCCCAGUUGGGCGGGUACGGGUAUGGGUGUGGCACUGUUUUCUUUUGCUGAUCGCAGUACUCUAUCUCAAGUCUGCGAGAAAGAGAAUACUGUCACAAUAAGUGUGAGGUUGAACAGAAAGGAGAUAUAACACAUUGUAGGAACAUGAGCCUUGACAUUAACACCAAGUUGCUCUUGGUGUUUUCAUUGUUUUGUUUCAAUGUUGUUUUUGCUGGGGAAAGUGGAGCAAGAAGGGCAGAUUUAGGAAUGGAAGGCUUUGAACAACAUGGAAGAGGGCUUGGGUUAUCACAUUACAAGGGAAGGAGCUCUCAUUUAUUCAAUGUCAAGAGCUUUGGUGCUCGAGCGGACGGACUGACUGAUGACAGCAAAGCCUUCAGAGCAGCAUGGAAGAAAGCAUGUCAGGCUGCAGGUGAGGUAGACCUUGUGAUUCCAAAAGGGACAUACUUGCUUGGCCCCGUCAAAUUUGCAGGCCCCUGCACAAAUGUGUCUAAAAUAACAGUUCGUGUGAAGGGUUAUCUGAAGGCAACAACAAACUUGUCUAAAUAUGGAUAUAGUGCUGGUUGGGUUGAAUUCAAAUGGGUGGAGGGGCUAAUUUUGACUGGAGGAGGGACUUUUGAUGGGCAGGGUGCCAAAGCAUGGCCUUACAAUAGGUGCCCCACUAACUUCAACUGCAAACUUCUUCCAACUAAUGUAAAAUUUGUGGGGACGAAUAGGACGGUUGUAAGAAGCAUAACUUCAGUAAAUAGCAAGUUCUUUCAUAUGGCUCUUGUCGAAUGCAAGAACUUCAAGGGCACUAAAAUCAAGAUUUCAGCCCCAGCAGAUAGCCCUAACACAGAUGGGAUCCAUAUCGAAAGAAGUUCUAGUGUACACUUUUCACGAUCACUUAUAGGUACAGGUGAUGACUGCAUCUCUAUUGGACAAGGAAAUUCUGAGGUCACCAUCACAAGCAUCAGCUGCGGGCCAGGUCAUGGCAUCAGCGUUGGAAGUCUGGGAAGAUAUAGGAAAGAAGGUGAUGUAAGUGGCUUAGUGGUUAGAGACUGCACAAUUACAGGGACCACGAAUGGGAUUAGGAUCAAGACAUGGGCUAACUCUCCAGACAGAAGUGCUGCCACGAAUAUGACAUUCGAAAACAUUCACAUGAACAAUGUGACCAAUCCGAUUAUAAUCGAUCAGGCAUACUGUCCAUUUGCAUCUUGCACCCCAAUGGGAACAUCUCAAGUGAAACUGAGUGACAUAUAUUUCAAGAAAAUAAAGGGAACAUCAUCAUCUGCAGUGGCGGUAACACUAGAAUGUAGCAAAGGGAUCCCAUGCCAGGAUAUUUACCUUGAAGAUGUUCACUUGGACCUGGCAUCAGGGGAGAAACAAGCGACUUCCACUUGUAAAAAUGUCAGGGCUAAAUACAUUGGCACCCAAAUCCCACCACCAUGUGCUUAGCACAAAGCAGAAUUUUGAUCUUUCAAGUAACCCUGCAAUUAAAUCAGCAAUAUUUAUGCAGUUUGUAUACUUGUGUGUUUGUGCUGGCUAUCCCUGGAUGGUUUUGUUAGUCUACAAAUUUUAGUGGU